This is a messenger RNA of Lachancea nothofagi CBS 11611, 918 nucleotides long. Lineage: Eukaryota; Fungi; Ascomycota; Saccharomycetes; Saccharomycetales; Saccharomycetaceae. The record is from the annotation of a GenBank genome assembly.
AUGAAUGCCAAUACACCGAUGUCAUCGAAAGAUACUCUAGAAGUGAAACGAAGCUUUUCGGAAAUCAGCAAUUGCAACGCGUCGUCUCCUGAAGUCCAGACGGUCAUCGAAGAGGCUCACUCCCUGGUUGACAAACUCAAAUCCAACCGGCUAUAUAAUUUGGGUGAAAGCAGCGGAGAGGAGUCUCGGCCAGAUGACACAAUAACAUGGUCCAAACAAGAGCUCGUUCACACACUUGAUAGCCUUAGUCGAAUGCUAUUACAAUCCAAUGAACAGGUCAACAGACUAAAACUCAAGAAUAUGAUGCUGACAACAGGGCUUAGGGACUCAAAUUCACGAUUCGAAGUUGAAUCUAGUUUGAACAAACAGCAGUUUGAAAGGAUAAGGUGCCAGUUGGUCAUGGAGACUCACGGAUUACACGAAAAGGUACGCAUUCAAGAUCUAAAGUUAGCCAAAUACAAGGAGACAAUUAUCGAGAAGAACAAGGAGAUCAACAAGAUGGCACGUCUACUGAACGACUCACCAACGCCUAACUCAGUAAAUCUAAGAAACACCCCUCAGUCUAUCACAAAAGCACCACGACUCAAUCGAAAUUCUAAGCUGCAGCGCAGAAAUUCUAAUAUGCUGGCCACACUAGGGUUAUUGGCGUCUCAUGUUUUGAGCGUUGGAAACGAAUCGCAAGUCAACGCAGACAACACAGAGUCAGACAUUUCUCACGACAGUUUUUCACAUCAUCAGUCCUCAGCGAAGGGUUCGGCGACGAGUCCUCACGUACUUAAUAUUCCAACGCUACCCAGUAUUACAAGCGCGUCGUUGACACCAACAUCCGAGGACUCUGCCUCUUCUAAACAGUCGUUUCAAAUGCCUAAGCUCCGGAGUUUUAGUACUUGUGAUGGUGCAGUGAACGACUUGCCGUGA